Molecule: messenger RNA, 711 nt
Organism: Plasmodium malariae
Lineage: Eukaryota; Apicomplexa; Aconoidasida; Haemosporida; Plasmodiidae
Product: fam-m protein
Exons: 2
Coding region: 1-711 (236 amino acids)
Source: RefSeq, a predicted model, not a curated record
AUGGAACAAAAUAUUAAAAUAAUCUUAUAUGUCAAAAUUGCUUCGUUUAUCCUUUCGGCGUGGAUAUGCUAUUUUAACGAUUAUGAGCUUACUUUUAACAAAUAUUUUGGUGAGAAUUACGACGUUGGUAGAAAAAUAUAUACAACAAAUUCUCGAUCAUUAGCAAAACAUAAGCAGGAAAUGUGCUCAAAUAUUUUAGGUUUAAAAGAAGAUAUACCAUUUAGUGGAGAAAACGAUAAUAGAAAAAACAAAAAAUCGAAUAGAAGAUCGCUAAAUAAUGCAAGUUACUAUACUGAAAUUAUAGAUUAUAAUAAUGGAAUGUUUGAUGGAAAGCAUUUCCAUUUUGAAAAAAAAUGGAUCACAAAAAAAGAUUAUGAUAAUAUUGUUGAAAGAAAUCGAAGAAUUUGUGAUAUAGCUUUACAAAAAACAAAGUUUAGAAGUUAUGGAUUUGGGGUUACUCUGUUUUUUCUUUUAUUCGUGGUGGGAGUAGCAUACGCCAUAUUAGAAGGAUUUAAACUGUUUGGAAGUGCAGGGAAAGUGUUCGCAAAGUUGUUAUUUUCCAAUGAUACUGCUACAAAAGCAGGACCCUAUGUUUUUACGGUAUUAUUUGGCUUACUUAUUGUUAUAUUAUCUAUAAUAAUUAUAAUAGUGAUUCCUAGGAUUUUAAAAAAUAAUGAAAAAUAUGAAAAAAUUAAGUUGAUAUCUGAGUAA